Molecule: messenger RNA, 3291 nt
Organism: Thermochaetoides thermophila DSM 1495
Lineage: Eukaryota; Fungi; Ascomycota; Sordariomycetes; Sordariales; Chaetomiaceae
Product: putative sporulation-related protein
Exons: 1
Coding region: 1-3291 (1096 amino acids)
Biological process (GO): cell redox homeostasis
Cellular component (GO): mitochondrion; cytosol
Molecular function (GO): protein binding
Source: RefSeq, a predicted model, not a curated record
AUGUCUAACUUCAAGCUAACCUUCCGUGCCCCAGGCCAGCAGGCCGACGCGCCAGAGCCAUACCCCCACCAGCAACAGCAGCCGCCUGACAGCCGAGAAGACCACUCGCCCACGAGGACCUCCGCCGACUUCUUCAACCCCGCCCUCCACGAGAUCAAAAAGAUCGCGCCGACGACCCGACCCGCCCACGCUGCUCUUCGCCGGCCCUCCGAGCCUUUCAUCCCUACUACCGCGAAGCGCGCCGCCAACUCGGCUCCCGUGCCCCCCAGAGGUGCUACCGCCGCCUAUCAGGCGCAUCAUGCACGCAGCCUGAGCCUCCAGCAUAGCCUGUCGAAGCCGCUUCCCGAGCCGCCGCCGCCGGAGCUCUCGCCUACCAGUCCGCUGAGUCCCCUGGCGCCGGCUAUCCAGCAAGUCGGGUUGGGGAGUAUUGAGGAGAGUAUCACGACUACCAAAGAGGAGAAUAACAGCAACUCCAAUUACAGCAGUAAAAGUAACCGCGCGCAGGCAAUGGAUUCCCACGACAUGAGCAGUGGAGGAUUGUACACGAGAGGACAGAUGGCACAGAUGGCAGCCCACGGUCACGAUAUGAACAGCCAGGCUGGCCUAGCCAGCUCAUCGAGACAGGACGGCCAGGAUCAGAAGAGUAAUACGUCGCCGAAUAUGGGCCAAGCGAGGGGUCAGCCUGCUGCUAAUGUAGUUGGUACCGCGGGGCCGUCAACCCCGUCUGCGCACUUGGCAGGUCUGAUGUGCAAUGUGCAUCGCACGACGGGCAGAGAACCGCCGCCGUUGGUGGGUGCUACAACUACGAUUGUGGGGGAUAAGCUAUAUGUCUUUGGCGGCAGGCUAUUGGGGUCUAGAUCUCGGCCUUCUCCGGGGUCUCUGAGUUCGGAUAUGUAUGAGUUGGAUCUGAUCCGGAGACAUUGGACGAAGCUGGAGUGCACCGGGGAUAUUCCACCACCAAGGUACUUCCACUCGAUGUGCGCUCUGGGAGAUACCAAGAUGGUUUGCUACGGAGGCAUGUCCGCGGGCCCGGCGAUACAGCAGAGUUUGCCGCCGGAGCAGCAGUCUGAUACGGUUGUCGUAUCGGACGUUUAUAUUUUUGACAUCCCGACUAGGAAGUGGACUUACAUCCAUGCGGAAGAUCCGCCCCAGGGACGAUAUGCCCACUGCGCAUGUAUUCUGCCCUCGUCGGCUGUAUUUGCCUCUCAUCGGGCGCCGCUUUCUGCUCUACAGCAUAACCCCUCGACUGGUGCCCCAAAUACUGGGCAGCUUGGGGUGUAUAUUGACGGCACCGGCGGCGCGGAAAUGAUUAUCGUCGGCGGCCAGGACGCUUCGAACCACUACAUCGAGGAGAUCAGCGUAUUCAACCUGCGCAGUCUGAAGUGGGUCUCCACACAGCCCCUCGGCAAGAGCUGUGGUGCCUACCGCAGCGUCGUGGCUGCCCUUCCGCCGUACGUUACCGCCAAGCUGGGCAAGACAUACGCCCACGGUCCGCAGAGGGAUAACGGGCCUAUUAGUGCCGAGGCCAGGGAAGGGGGUUCCAGUAUGCUGAUUUACAGCAACUACAACUUCUUGGAUGUCAAGCUGGAAUUGCAGAUCCGUGGACCGGACGGAACGCUCACAGAACGGUCAAUGAGCGGAACGUACAGUCCCCCGGGUCUGAGGUUUCCCAACGGCGGGGUGAUCGACACUCACUUUGUAGUCAGCGGGACGUAUUUGACAUCCUCCAAGCAAGAAUAUGCCCUCUGGGCGUUGGACCUGCGCACCAUGACAUGGAGUCGCAUCGACGCUGGGAAUGCAGUGUUUAGUCAGGGCAGCUGGAACCGCGGUGUAUUGUGGAACAGAAGAAACACGUUUGUUGUAUUGGGUAAUCGCAAGAGGAGUUUGGUAGACGACUACAACCACCGCCGGAUCAACUUCACGAAUGUCUGCAUGGUCGAGCUAGAGGCGUUUGGGUUCUACGACAACCCCCGCAAGACGAGUCCCAUGAGCGGGUUCAUCAGCGCCAGUAGUCCGUAUAUCGGUCCAGGACUGCCGUUGGCGAGAAAGGCGGGGUCCACGGCGGGUGGUAGAAAUCACAAUCGUGCCGCAGAGGAGUUAGGCGAGAAGGCGCUGGCAAUGCGUGAGUUGGCCGAUAUGGAUAUCUUGUGUAUUGGGGGCGAACGGAUCCCAAUUAACUCGAGGAUUGUGGCAAGGAGAUGGGGGCCGUAUUUUGUGCAGCUGCUGAGGGAAGGGACCGCGGCGCAGGAAGGGAGUGAUGCCGCGACGUUGAGGUCUAAUUCGGUAUCUGUAGGCGCUGGGAGUGCUGCCAUUAGGGGGUCGAAUGCGACGAUUACGCCGUCGCUCGGAGGAUCGACGCUCUACUCGACGGGAAGCAGCUCUAAGGCACCCAGCACGGCUGGAUCGAUCAUCUCUGGCGCGAAUGCGGCUGCUGCUUCUGCGGCAGGCCAGAUCGACCCAGCGGCGAUCAAUACCGCGCCAACGCCCCGGACGUUGCCGCCCAACAGUCGUCCCAGGUGUCUCUACCUCCCGCAUACCUACCUCACUGUGCAGGCGAUGCUGCACUUCCUUUACACGUCGUCACUCCCGCCCCCCUCAUCACCGUUGUGCACUCCCCAGAUAUUGUGCUCCCUACUACAGAUCGCUCGUCCAUACCGCAUCGACGGGUUGUUGGAAGCCGUCGUGGAGCGCUUACACGGCCUCCUAGACAGCCGCAACGCAGCUGCCGUCUUCAAUGCCACAGCCAUGGCUGCCGGCGGAGGCAGGGGCAUCGACGGCACCCUGAACCCCAACUACCAUCCCGGCCAGUUACAAGCCGUCGUUGCUGCCGCGCAAGCAGCCGCCGGUGGCAUCGACAGUACAUCUGGCGAUCCGCCUGCGGGCGGCAGCCCCACAGUCCCAACAUCUACCGAGCCUCCUCCCACAACCGACUCCUCCGGUACAAGCCUCAAGAUCACGACAUCUAUCUCGGCCCAACCAGACACGAAUGACCCCCUCUCCGCAACAUCCACCUCCGCAACCUCGGUCUCUGGCUCAGAAUGGGAGGACAAUACGGAGCACCCUUCUCACUCACGAGACGGGAAAGAGGCGAAAGAGAAGGAGCAGAUCUGGAGCGGGGAGUUGAGUAGUGUAAUUGGGUUGCAGAAGAGAGGGUUGAGGGGGUUGAUGGAGGGGAGGAGGUUGAGGGAGCGGACGGGGACGCAGGGAGGGCAGGGGUUGCAGGGUGUGCAGGGAGGUGUGCAAGGGCAGGGGGGGUUUGGGAGGAUUGGGUUGGGGAUUGCGGGGUCCUGA